AUGACUCUCGCUAUGUGGUCGUACCGGCUUCGCAAAACACCGAUGUUCGCUUUAGUACUGCCCAUAGGACUGCUGGUGGUGUUGUUUUGGGUAUUCUUCAGCAAGGAGGAGUCUUUGCUGGGGCUAGAGGGCUCUUCUAUUGCCACGCACAAGUGGGCACACGAAAACGAAAAGACAUUUUAUUUCCCAUAUGCUCGGAAGUUUAAGAAUGCUAAGUAUUCCUACAAGAAGAAGUCGAAUUGGCUAUUUAGUGACACUGUCGAGGAUAACAUUCCAGCGGGCCACAUCACGCAUUUCGAUCUCAACAAGUUGGAGUCCACCGCUAACGCGGCUGUCAAUAAAGAGCAAGUUUUGAUCUUGACACCAAUGCAGACUUUCCACGAAGAAUAUUGGAGCAACCUUCUACAGAUGACCUAUCCCCGUGAGUUGGUCGAGCUUGGAUUCAUUAUUCCAAGGACUAAAAGUGGAGAUAACGCGCUUCGCAAGCUCGAGACAGCCGUCAAACAGGUUCAGGUAGGUAAAAAAGAGCAACGUUUUGCCAAGAUCACCAUUCUCAGACAAGAUUCACAAAGUUUCGAUUCGCUAUUAGAGAAAGAAAGACAUGCCCUUAAGGUUCAGAAGGAAAGGCGUGCUGCUAUGGCGCUGGCUCGUAACGAGCUCCUGUUUUCAACUAUCGGCCCACAUACCGCAUGGAUCUUGUGGAUGGAUGCCGACAUUAUCGAAACUCCUCCCACUGUAAUUCAGGACAUGACGGCUCAUGAUAAAGCCAUUUUGGCUGCCAACGUUUACCAGAGGUACGAGGAUGACAAGACUGGUACUAAGCAAAUCCGUGCCUACGAUUUUAACAAUUGGGCUGAAAGUGAUAUUGCUCUGCAAAUGGCUGCUAACAUGGCCGAUGACGAGGUCAUUUUUGAAGGUUAUUCCGACAUCGCUACUUACAGACCUUUGAUGGCAUAUCAGUAUGAUGCUAAUGGCGCGGCCAACACCGAGACCAAGCUUGAUGGUGUUGGUGGUGGAUGCACGCUAGUAAAGGCGGAAGUCCAUAGAGAUGGUGCCAUGUUCCCAAGUUUCCCAUUUUAUCAUCUAAUCGAAACUGAAGGAUUUGCUAAAAUGGCGAAAAGAUUAGGAUACGAAGUUUUUGGUUUACCAAACUACUUGGUAUAUCAUAUUGAGGAGCACAAUUAG
Lachancea nothofagi CBS 11611 is the source of this 1185-nucleotide messenger RNA. Lineage: Eukaryota; Fungi; Ascomycota; Saccharomycetes; Saccharomycetales; Saccharomycetaceae. The record is from the annotation of a GenBank genome assembly.